Molecule: messenger RNA, 7001 nt
Organism: Thunnus maccoyii (southern bluefin tuna)
Lineage: Eukaryota; Metazoa; Chordata; Actinopteri; Scombriformes; Scombridae
Gene: cep152
Product: centrosomal protein 152
Exons: 28
Coding region: 708-5768 (1686 amino acids)
Biological process (GO): centriole replication
Cellular component (GO): centrosome
Source: RefSeq, a predicted model, not a curated record
UUGUUUCCAGGGAAACACGGUGACUACACUACCCAGAAUUCUAACAACUCUGUUACCAUGGAGACGUAGUUAGCUUCGCAGUUGCUGGCUUGGCAGUAAGAUGAAUAGUGUGUAUAAAGUAGCUACUACCAUGCAUUUUUUGUUAGGGAGAAUGAAUAUUAGACAGAUGUACGAGUCUGUUUGUGAAAUAACGUCAGUCAUGACGAUAUAAGAAGCUCUGUUCAGUCAGUGUUUAUGUGCUCUGCCAAUAAGAUCCGGAGCGGUUUGGCGCUGCUGCUGCGCGCGAGUUUUCAAAGUGGGCGAGACUGCAGCUUAAAGAGGAAGGGCAGCCGGCUAACGUUAGCUUGUGUUAGCUUUGUAUCUCACGAAGUUUACUGCUUGGACAAAUAGUAACCAAAGUGGCGUUAAACUUCUGAACGGACCCGUGAAUCUGUACGUUUGAUUAAACGUAGCUAGCAUAGGUUUUUCUUAGCAUGGCCAGGUCGUUUUUUAUGUCUGUCCGGUUCGUUGUUGCAAAGACAAGCUAGCAUGGCCAGGGUAACGAUAGUUAGCUAGCUUAGCGUCGCUGCUUUGUAAUGUAAACAGCAAUGCGGCUGGCAGUUAAUAAACAUUAGCGACAGUACUUCAAUAAAGGAAUAAGCAGCUCACCAAAGGAAGCAACAGCCCUAUUUUGCAAGAGCGCACCGUACACCAACAGGCUGUGCAUUAUGUCUAUUGAUUUUGACAGUGCUGCUCUUCAAACCCAGCAUGAUGAGGAAGAAUACGAUCAAGAGGACUAUGCAAGAGAGCAAGAGCUGCACAAACUGCUCACAGACCUGCCUGAUGACAUGCUGGAUGACAGUAUCGACUCCUCCUCCCCAGAGCUGGAGUACUCUACCUGCAGCAAUAAAAACACUGGCAACAGCCCACGGUCCACAUGGACUCAGCAAUGGUCAGACCAUCCAAGGCCAAACUCUCAUGAACAGAACUAUGAAGUUGACUAUGAUCAAGGCUCUCAUGAGUACGCUUAUGAGGAUGGAGAAGUUCAGAUCAAUGGACAUCAGUGUCAUCCUCAAACUCAACCUCUGCCUCGCACCUGGAACCAGCAGUCACAGGAUCACCAUUUCACACAAGAUUAUAUGCACACCAGCAUGGGAACAGAAAACUCCACAGAGACCAAUGAUUUUUCCACAGAUGAAAUGUCUAACCCAUACCCUCAAGCCACUAAUAACCCCGUGGAAUAUAACGGAGAAGGAGGACGCAGGGACAACCACAUCUACGGGGAACACAACAAUGCCAGAAAUCAUUUUCAAAAUUUGAAGUCUGGAGCAGCAGACAGAGUUGUGGAUCAGUACAAGGCCAGCUACAAUCCUCACCAUCCUGCCCGUCAGCCAAAGAUGUUUAACUCACAGGCUGCACACCAAGAACGUCAGUUUGACCAUCUACAGAGAGAAUUCCUUGACUCGACACAACAAACUGCUGAUAGGGAGCAGCUUGCCCAGCUGCAGAUUUUAAACAAGGCUCAGCAAAGACAAAUUGAAGACCUGGAGCAAAAACUGGAGGAUUCAAGGCGUAACAUGAGAUAUCUCGAGCAUCAGUUUGCUAUCGUCAAAGAUGAAAAGGAUGGUCUAGCCGUGAGUCUCAAGGAAUCAAGUCGUCUGGUUGAAGAGGCCAAGGAGCGAGAGGUUCAAAUGCAGAGUAAAUUUAAGACAAUGGAGCAGCAAGUACAGGCCCUGAAUGAGAGAGACCAGGAGAACAUGAAGAAGCAGAGGGUGGCAGAGGCUGCAGUAGACAGUAUGAAGCAGCAGAUGUUGGAGCUGUGUCGCUCCGACACCCUGUCCAGAGCACGGGAGCAGCAUGAUCGAGACCUUGCUGUCAUAAAGGAGCAGCAUGAGGUUGCACUCUUGGCCAUAGAGCAGAAACUUGACUCUACCUCUCAGGCUCUGAGUGAACAGAUUGCUUUAAGUCAGAGGUUACGAGAGCAGGUGAAGCAGCUGGAGCGCCAGAGAGAAGAAGAGCAACUGGAGAGAGCCAGAGUUGUCAAUGCCCUCACUCAGCGUCUGGAGGAGAGUCAAAAACAAUGUGCCAAGCUUCUGCAGACAAGUUCAGUGCAGGAGACGAGUCAAUUGCAAAUCAAACUACAGCAGGCUCAAUCAGCCAAGGCACUGAGUGAAAAUAUGAACAAAGUCUUACAGGAGGAUCUGGCCGAUUUGAAGGAGCAGAUUACCCUGUAUGAAUCUGCUGUUAAACAUGGUGUUAUUGCAUUAGACCUGAAUGGUGACUGGGAGAACCAACUGUCUGAAUCCUGUGUGGAUUUAGGAUUAAAGAAAACCAACAGGAAAAAUGGCACUCUUCACAGUACUGCCCUGGCUAACCUGUCAGACUCUAAGCUGCCAAAGGAUGAAGCUUUGCGGCUGCUGCGAGUGGAGAUGCAGCGCUGUCUGGGUAGUUUAAAGGGGAAGCGGCAGAAGAUCAGCCAUCUACAGGAGGAGCUCCAGCACUGUCAGGCUAGAGUGAACGAGCUGCAGACCCAGUUAGAUGAAGCCAAGCUCAGCUCUUCGGUCAGAGAGACCAGCCCCAUCAAACAUCUAGACAUGACUAGAGAGUCUAAGAAAGAGUUAAUUAGACUACAGGAAGACAAACGACACUUGCAAGAACAAGUGGAGGUGCUAGAAAAUAAGAUUAAGGAGCUGAAACUGAGUGAGGACAAGGUGAAGUCUGCCAACUUGGAGCUGUGCACCAAGAUGAGGGAGAUGAUCCAGGACAUGGACCAAGAGAAGCAGGAGGCUGCGGAGCGAUCUGAGCGGAUCAACCAGCAGUAUAGGGACGACGUGGUGAACCGAGUCAAAACAGAGCUCAUGCUGGAACAUGACGCUCAUGUUGAACAGCUGACCGCACAACACCAGCAGCAGCUCCAACAACUGCAGACCCAGCUGUCUGAGGUCAAUGAUAAGAUGUUGGCAGUGCAAGAGUGUUACAUAUCUGUCUGCAAGGAGAAGGACAUGCUGGAAGAAAGAAUACGAGACAGGGAGAAGGAGGAGGCUUUGAUGAGAGAAAAUGAGCAAAAGAUGAGAGGGGAGAACAGUACUGUGAAGAAACUGAGAGCUGAGCUUGAGGCUCAGCAUCAGGCCUCAAUAAACCAGCUGAAAGCUCUGUGGUCCAAAGAGAAAGAGACUGAGAUCCAGCAGCAGGUGAACUCUCACGUAACCUCAGCCAAGGCUGCUUGGAAGGAGGAACUGCAAGAGAUGGAGAGGACCUGGACCCAGAGGCUGGAGGAGGCUAGUAGAGAGAAACACAGACAGACUGCUGAAGGAACCUGUCAGACAGAUAAGACUGAGGCCAGCAGUGUGACAAUCACUGUUGAGGAGCUGGACUCCAGGCUCAGUGCCCAGAAACUGCAGCUGCAACUGGAAACUGACAAAGUCAAACGCAAAGCUGUGGAGGAAGCCAGGAAACAAGCCCAGAGAGAGCUUCACGAGAAACACCUGGAGGACAUGGCCAAACAGGUUGAAGGCGCAGUGACCAGAGCCUAUAAUCGCUGGAUUGAAGAUUUGACUUCAUUACCAGAAUACCAAGCUUGUCUCCAGACAGAGAAGGAGAAAUGGGAGGAACAACAGGAACAACACACAGAACAACAGGUAACCCAGGCCCUGAAGGAGGCAGAGGAGCGGUGGCUUAAGCAGCACAGGAACCAGCUGGAGGAGCAGAGCUCUGAAGCGCAGAGGGUGGAGGAGCUCCAAGAGGAGGUGGCAACUCUCCAGAGCCAGCUGGAACAAGGGAGGAGAGAGCAAGGUGCCCUGCUGAAGGCUGAGCUGGCCGGAGCUAGAGCGGCCUGGAACCGAGACAAACAACAGGAGAUCUCUGUUAUCCAGGUUCACAGUGAGCAGGUGUACCAAACCAAGCUGCAAGAGCAGCGCAAGAAGCUGGAGCAGGCUCUGCAGCAGGCUAGACAGGAUGCCAAUCUCCAGAAGAAGGAGCUGCUCCUGCAGAUGGAGGCCAAGCUGCAGCAGACUCUGAGGGCCAGGGAGGAGGAGUGGAGAUGUCAGCAGGCAGAGAAGGAGCAGGCCCAGACACAGCAGAUGAGGGGGGAUUUACUUGCAGAGCUUCAGACUGGGCUGGCCGAGGUCCAGGGACAACUUCUCAGGGAUCCCAUAACAGAUCAGCAGGGCACUGAAGAAACCAGGAGGACCAGCGGCGCCACGUCAGAGGGCACAAUAACACACAUCAUCCAAACUUCCUGCAAAGACAUAGUCAACAGAGCAGUAUCCCAGGCCAAGAAGGAGUGGAAAAGAAUAAGUGAGGAGCGGUUGAGCCGGGUAUUAAAAGAAACGCAGGAACAGCACGAAAAAGAAAUCGACAAAAUGCAAAGCUCCUUGUCCCAGAGGAGAGAGCAGGCUCGUUGCAGUAAGGAUUGUGUUGAGACUGCAAGUAAGCUGCAGAAGAAGAACCAGGAGCUCCAGAGACACUUAGAAAAAGCGUGUCGUCAACUCCAGCACAGCGUUCGAGAGCACAAAACUGCUAUACAGCAUCUCAAAGAUGAACAUGAAAGCAGCUUACAAAAAGCAAAGGCGGAGCAUCUGCAGCAGCUAGAGGAUGUGAAAAAAGCCAAAGAAUCCUCAGGGACUUCUGAUCAACUUUCUGACCAACAAAAUCUUCAGCAGGGCCUCGAGGAGAUGAAGCAGCAAUACCUGCAGACUGUAGAAAAGAUCAGAGGAGACAUGCUUCGUUAUCUCCAGGAGAGUCGGGAGAGAGCAGCAGAGAUGAUCCGCGUGGAGGUGCAGAGGGAGCGGCAGGACACUGCCAGAAAGAUGCGGCGCUAUUAUCUGACCUGUCUGCAAGAGUUACUGGAGGACGGAGGAAAGACGACAGGGGCUGAAAAGAAAAUAAUGAAUGCUGCAAGCAAGCUGGCAGCUAUGGCUAAAGUGCUAGAGACACCUUUCAAAAGUAAAUCUGGAAAGAACUACAGUUUACCAAGUUGUCCGACAGCUGUGUCCACCACUGGCUGCCCUCCAGGUUUCAAUAAGAACCCAUCGACACUAACUGAGCUUCUUGACGUAAGACCAGAGGAGAGAUCCCACAGGGGAAAGACUUCUGCUGAUUCAGAGCAGAAACUAACCGCUGCAGUGAGGACUAAACCUUUGAGCCACCAGGACAUUUCUGCAUCUAGGAAGGAUGAGGCCUCAGCGGAUGCAGGGAUUAAGCUCCAGGCGGCUGGCAACACACAACUCCACUCUCAUAAACCUUCUCAACAGAUGGCCUCUCCGUCCCAGGUGGAUUUCGCCUGUGUGUCUGUGAGGAGUAAGAACAGGGAGCUGUACCUGCAGGGAGGUGAAUGUGUCAUAGCAGACAACCGCCUAUACUCAGAGCGACAGAGCAAACCCCCCCUCUGCCAGGAGGCUCCUGUCAGAGAUGAGAAACGGACCGACUGGAGCAUGACCAGCAGUGACUCGGACAUGGACUUCCAAGUCCCCAGACUAUCCUACUCAGGAAGGAGAGUAGAGCCGGUGAGGCCGUUUUCUGUGUCUGCUGCAUCAGCCACUGACUUCAAAGAGUUUGGUAGUCUUACCCCGGACGCAUCUGACCUGACAGUUUAUAAUGAGAUCGCUAAGAAGACACCUCACACCCAAACGUUGAACCAUCCCAAAGCGAAGAUGAGCGCACACAGACAGCCCACUCCUGGCUCUGAGGGUGAGAAGCAGCAUGGCGUUGGUUCCAGGCCUCUGUUCUCUGAGUUGAGACAGUGUCAGCAGGACAGCGGCUUUGACAGUCCUUUCUUCCAACAGAAAUGAUAAAAGUGAAGAACAAGUCUGAGGUGAAGUAGGGAGAUGAGUUUGAAACUCAUUUGAUGAUUUAAAUAAGUUUACCAAAUUGUGCCUUUUAGUACUGUGUUUUAAGGGUUACAUUUUAUAGAACCUUCAUGGAUGUGUGCAGUGUGUUCAUGUGUAGCAUGUUGCAUUAAAAUUAAAGGAAAUAGUUCAACAUUUUUGGAAAUACACUUAUUUGCACUUCUACUUAUUUGCUUUCUAGCCAAGUUUUGGAUGAGAGGAUCGACACCAUCUCAUGUCUGUACUCUCAAUAUGAAGCUACAGCCGGUUAACUUAGCUUAGCACAAAGACUGAAAACAGAUGGAAACUGCUAGCAUUGCUCUGUCCAAAGAUAACAAAAUCGCUAAUUAACACAUCACUGUAUUGCUUGUUUGUUUAGUCUGCACAAAAACCAAAGUGUAACAAUGAAAAAUUUGGGUUUUACAAGGGGGGUUAUGUGCCAGUGAAUACAGCAAGUCACUGCUCCAAGCCAAGAAAUAAUAAACAAAUGAGAUAUAACAUUUGAUGACAGUUUCUUGGCCAGGGGGAGAUUGAAAUAAGAUUAAAUGAGAUCGAAACAGACUGGAUGUAGUCUUUUCGCUAUGCUACGCUAACCCACUGCUGGCCGUAUCUUCACGUUUACCACACAGACAUGAGAGUGGUAUUUAUCUGCUCAUCUAGCUUGACCAGAAAACAAAUAUGUGUAUUUCCCAAAGAUGUCGAACUAUGACUUUAAUUCAUAGCUUGUUCCAGUGUAAAAAAAAAAAAACGCUGGUUACAUUUUAUACCUCUCUGUUGUGGCCUAGAUUAUGUGUCACAUCAGGCAACAGCAAAACAUUUAGAGUUCUGUAAAUACUUGUUUAUUUUGGCCUUUCAUAAUCCUGUUUGCAUUUCAGUCUAGCUUUCAAAAUGCAGCUGCGGGUCUUUGCCUCACUGAGAUUUAGGUCAGUUUGAGGAGCACAAAGCCAAAACAUAAACUUGCUGUCAGAAUAUUUGCAGUGCUCAGUCUGGAUUUUACAGUGUUGGUGCUCACUGUUACCCUGAGAGGUCUGAUGAAUACAGCCUCGAUAACUAGAAACCCACAAAACUUUUCUACAUUUUCACUGUGACGGUGUUAAAGUUCAUAGUGAUAUUUCACUGUAACAAACAUCCUCUUUUUUUUGACGAAUACCACAAUGUUUGCUCAUGAAAGCGAAUGUCUUACAUCACUUACCCGUG